This is a messenger RNA of Aspergillus campestris IBT 28561, 1779 nucleotides long. It is a transcript of the gene nde1, whose product is annotated as nuclear distribution protein NudE. Gene Ontology annotation, cellular component: centrosome; kinesin complex; kinetochore. The record is from RefSeq and is a predicted model, not a curated record. Lineage: Eukaryota; Fungi; Ascomycota; Eurotiomycetes; Eurotiales; Aspergillaceae. Bases 1 to 1779 code for a protein of 592 amino acids. Gene Ontology annotation, molecular function: microtubule binding. Gene Ontology annotation, biological process: cell migration; microtubule nucleation; vesicle transport along microtubule. The transcript is spliced from 2 exons.
AUGCCGUCGGCGGAAGUCUCUUCCUCCACCUCGCACCCCAAGGAAUCCAGAUCCGGUCGGGAUGAACUCGCCCACUACAAAGCUCAGUAUGAGCAGUUGGAGUCCGAGUUGGCCGAUUUCCAGGCCUCCAGCCGCGAGCUGGAGACGGAGCUGGAGAAGGACAUUGAGGCCUCGGAGAAGCGAGAGCGGAAGUUGAAGGAGAGACUGGACAAGCUGACUUACGAGGUCGACGAGUGGAAGACCAAGUACAAGCAGUCCAAGUCCGAGGGCGGCGCCGCCCAGAAUGCCCUACAGAAAGAGAUCACUACCCUACGAGACACCACCCGCUCUCUGCAGCUGAAGCUGCGCGAUAUUGAAGUCACCAACGAUGAUUAUGAACGACAGGCUCGCCAUACGACUUCAUCCCUGGAGGAUCUGGAGUCCAAGUACAACAUCGCUAUCGAGAGGGGGGUUCUGCUAGAGGAGGAGAUCAAGAAUGGCGACAAAGAGCGCGAAUCCCUGCGCAUCGAAAACCAACGUCUUCGCGACGAACUCUCCGAAGUCAGGAUCGAGACCGACAUUGUCCAGGAGAGGCUCCGGAAUGCCGAAUGGCACGGUGGUGGUCGACGCAGGAAACCGACUCCCUUGCACCGCACGCCGUCCACCCCCCAGACUCCGGAGAUCUUCGAUCGGUCGCCGGCCACCUCGACCGUCUCCUCGCCCUUGUUCCAUACACCCCCCAUGAAAGCGUCGCUGGCCUCGGUCGCGGCGACGCCCCCCUCCCCACCCAUGUCGGAGACGAGCAGCAUGCGCAAGUCCAUCAACGCCGUCCCCGGGUUCCCCCGCCAGAAGGCCUCAGGAUCCGAAUCGUUCGGCACCCGCUCCCUCCACGGGCCCCGCACCCAGCGGUAUCAACCCCAUUCCCGUGCGACAUCCGUGGCGUACAGCAAUGGCUGGUCCACGCCGUCGGUGACCUCCCGCCCCAGCUUGACCAAGCCGAACAACGGCCCGGCCCAACGACCGUCCGCGCUUCCCAAAUCGGGUUCCCUCUGUCAGAUCCGCGGCCUCAUCGGCAAGAUGCAGAAGCUCGAGGAACGCGUGCAGUCCGCCAAGUCGAAGCUGCCGCCCCCGUCGGACUCGCCGUCCCGGGGCUCGUCUCGCGCCGGGUCGCGUUCCGGAUCGAUCCUGGGCAGCAGCCCGAUGGCGUCGACCAUCACCCCGCGCGGCGGCGAGGCCCGCCAACGCCUGAGUAGCAGCAGCUUCAGCUCGUCGCUCCGGGAUGGCGACAGCGUGCCGUCCUACCUCCCGCACCGUCCCUCCUUCAGCCAACGGACCCAGGGCGAUAGCCGACCGAGCAGCCGCACGAGUUUCUCCAGCUCCUUCAGCCAGAGUACCCACCCGAGCGUGGCCCCCUCGUCGACCCGGCCGGAAAGUCGCCAGAGUCGCACCAAAACGCCUCUCGGGCAUUAUUCGACCAACCCGACCACGGAAAGCCGGCGGCCGCGGUCGUCGCUCAGCAACCCCUCCGCGCAGGGGGCCCCGGUCAACGGCAUGUCCCACAUCGACGAGGAUGAGGAUCUCGCCAUGCACAUGUCCGUGCGCGCGAAGAUCAGUGAGGCGCGCCAGACCCGUCUGCCAUCCAUCCCCACCCCGAACGGGGUGAAGAAACGGACGCCCAGCAACAUGUCGGCCAUCCCCACGCCUCGUACUCUCCGGACGAGUGGCGAAAUCGAUCGUCGGGAAAACAUGGGACCCUCCAAUCACAAAGCGACCCCCAGUGAUCUGGGCGAGACGUUUUAA